AUGGCGAAUCUAAACAGAGAAAUCCGGAUUGCCGUCAUGGGCGCUACCGGUAGUGGUAAAUCCACGUUUAUCAACAAGGCUAGCGGGUCGAACCUUCCCGUCGGUCGCGGCCUCGAGAGCUGCACUAGCGAAGUACGAACUUCACGGCCAUUUGUCGUUAGCGGGCGUAUCGUGACCCUGAUCGAUACGCCCGGCUUUGAUGAUACGAGCCGAAGUGAUACGGACAUUUUGACCAUGAUCGCCGCAUAUCUCUCCAAGACCUACGAGCAUGGCGCCAGGCUUGCUGGCGUCAUUUACAUGCACCGUAUCUCUGACUUCAGGAUGGGUGGCACGUCCAAGCGCAACUUCAAGAUCUUCCGCGAGCUUUGCGGAGAGAGCUCACUCAAAAAUGUUAUCAUCGUGACCAACAUGUGGUCAGAGGUGAAACGUGAGAUUGGCGAAGCUAGAGAGGCUGAACUUGCGAGUAAGGACAAAUUCUUUAAGCCCGUGCUUGAGAAGGGCGCUCGGAUGCUCCGUCACGAUGGCACUCUCGAGUCCGCACAUACUACCCUUCGUUAUCUCAUCAACAACCAAGCCGCUACGCUCCGCAUCCAGCAGGAAAUCGUCAACGAGCACAAGUCCAUCGAAAUGACCGCUGCGGGCGCUGAGCUCAGGCGCGCCCUCGGCGAGCAAGCGGAUAACCACAAAGAGGAGAUCCGUAAUCUCAGAGCAGAGAUGGAAACCGCUAUGCGCGCCAAAGACGAGGAGACACGGAGAGAGCUUCAGGAAGAGCUCGAGAAGAAGCAGGAGGAAUGCUUGCGCAUCGAGCAAAACUCUCAGCGCAUGGCUGCCGAGUUCGCUGCUGAGCGCGAGCGCCUCGAGGCUCUGAUUAUGCAGAUGGAAUCCGAGCAGCAGAAGCAACUCCAGACGAUGGAGAGCCUUCAAGGCGAGGUCGCCAAAGUCCUGAUUGAGAAAGAGGAACAGGAAACUCUGCAUGCUCAAAGAAAGAGCGAGAUUCUUGCUGCCAAGCAGGCAGAGGACAAACGGCGCGCUCGUGAGUUGGAAGAAGAACGCAAGGUUAGAUUGCUAGCGGAAGAAAGUCACCAGAAGCAUCUCCAAAGUCUUCUGGAGGAUAUGGAGAAGGCACGCAUCGCAAAAGAGAUUGCCGAUAUUGCUCACGCCGAAGAAGUCAAGCGAGAGCGGGACAGGCUGGCAGCACUAGAGGCUGAGCAGCAGCGACAGAAGUCCGCCAUGGAAGCCGCGGAAAGGGAACGUGCUCGAGAGGAAGCGGAACGAGUACGUUUGCAAGAAGAAUUUGCGCAGAGAGAGAAAGAAUUAGAGGAAGUCAAGGCGUCCCACGCAGAAAAAGAGGCCGAGAGUAUCGCAGCGAAGCAGGCGGUCGAAGGUGCCCGAAUCCGUCUCCUUGAACAGCAACAACUAGCACGACAACGCGAAGAAGAGCUUGCUCAACUGCAACGGGAGAUGGAAGAGGCGCACGCCGCCCGAGAGCGCGAAGCUGCAUUGGCUAGGCAGGCCAAAGAAGAUGCACGCGUACAACUGCUCGCAGAAAAGCAUGAAGCCAAACUUCGCGAGGAAGAAGAUCACAGGAAACGGCUCGAAGACGAGCUCCUGCGUGCUCGGCUGGAGAUGGAAGAGGCUGCAAAAGCCGAAGAGACACGCAAGCAGGAGGAGGCUGCCGCUGCCAAGAAAGUUGAAGAAGAAACCCAGUCGCGUCUCGUGGAGCUACAAAAGUUGGCCAAGCAUCGCGAGGAGGAACAACGGAAGGCAGCGGAGCAAGAAGUCGUACGAGCACGCAAAGAACUGGAGGAGGCGCAUGCAAAGGCAGAACGCGAAGCCGCUGCUGCCAAGGAGGCGCAAGAAUUAGAGCGCACAAGACUUCUUGAAGAACAGAAGAAACGGGAAGAGGAGCACCGAAGGCAAACGGAGGAAGAACUUGCUCGGCUGAGACAGCUAGUUGCUCAAUCGGAAGAGCAGAGCGCAAGCAUAGCAGAACAAGCGCGUCAGAGAGAAGCAACAGAAAAGAAGAAGAGUCAGCAGCUCGAGGAGGAGCUGGCGAAGGCGCGCGAGCGGGCUCAGCUGGCAAAGCUAGACUACGAAAGAAGAUUGACUGACGUCGAGGAGCAAGGUUCACUCGAACAUAGCUUGCCCCAGCCAGGUAUUCUGAUGCCGAAUUUGCCGUUCGUGGUAUGGAAGGCAGCUAUGACGUGGUGGGGAACGACGAAGAUGAGGAAGUGA
Suillus subaureus is the source of this 2235-nucleotide messenger RNA. RefSeq lists its product as uncharacterized. The record is from RefSeq and is a predicted model, not a curated record. Lineage: Eukaryota; Fungi; Basidiomycota; Agaricomycetes; Boletales; Suillaceae. Bases 1 to 2235 code for a protein of 744 amino acids. Gene Ontology annotation, molecular function: GTP binding. The transcript has 4 exons.